Polychytrium aggregatum is the source of this 5606-nucleotide messenger RNA. RefSeq lists its product as uncharacterized. The record is from RefSeq and is a predicted model, not a curated record. Gene Ontology annotation, molecular function: protein binding. Gene Ontology annotation, cellular component: Ski complex. The transcript is spliced from 17 exons. Lineage: Eukaryota; Fungi; Chytridiomycota; Chytridiomycetes; Polychytriales. The coding region runs from base 346 to 5328 and encodes 1660 amino acids.
CUCGCACAGCCCCACGGCAUGCGAGCGAGCGAGUGCGAACGAACGGCCUUGGGUGUCAUGUUGUCCUGCAGACGCAGCAUGUCGAAGCCAGACGAAUGUCGCUCGCAACAUAUCCAUCGCACAUGCCGCUCACAGCCGCCAGGAUCUGCGAUUCACCACCAGCGGCACUUUGGCCAUUGCCAACACCGGCCGAACCCAACCGCUGGCCGUUUCGGUUGUUCGCCGAUCGGAUCACGGGACACAUCCCGGCUUUGGCUUUUGGCCCUGGCGCCGUCUGGUUCCUGGCCUUGCUGGCUUGGACUUGAUCUCGCCCCGGACUAGCAGCCCCAACCCGAUCCUGCACACAUGUCCGGUCUCAAGCAGUACCUCAAGGCCGCACGAGAGGCCAUCGACAAGAAAGACUUUGCCCUCGCCAAGGACAAUGCAAAAUGGGCCCUGGACAUUGAUCAGGCGUCCUACAACGCUCAUAUCUUCCUCGGCCUCGCUGAGCAGAAUCUCGGCAACGUGAAAGCAGCCGAGGCCUCGUUCAGGAACGCUGCCGAUCUGAACCCAGACGGCCCUCUGGCUUUCCAGGGGCUGGCCUCGCUCUUCGAAAAGACGGGCGACCAGGAAGGAUGGAUCGCCAACAUGAAGUCGCUCCUGGAUCUCCACCAUCGCGGAUCGGACGGCAAGAAGUGUCAAGAUGCCAUCGAGAAGAUGGUCGAGUAUGCCAAGAAGCGAGAUGACCGCAAACUGAUCAUGUCGACUCUGGCCUACCUGCUGCCCGAGAGCGAGUACUAUGCCAAGCUGCCGAGUCCACCCGACGUCCUUGAGACACUCGAGGCUCUUAUCGCCUACCAGGAGGCAGAUGACAGCGUGACCACGGCUCGUGAGAUUGAAUUGAGACGCCGGCGCCUGGGUGCUGGCACGUUUCAGGAAGUCCGCGAGGCCGUCGAGAGAGACGUGAUGACGGCUUCACAGCUCGAAUACCUCUAUGGACGCUUGAUUGCAGAGACGACCCAGCGCGGACUGGAGGCAUCCAUGUUCCAGGGCAAAUUACUCGACUAUCUGCAGCGCAAGAUCAUCUAUGUGAACCAGGACGAGAAAGAGGCGAUUCGCGAGCAGCUCUUUGCUAUUGCCCGUGAGCUUGUUUCUGCUGGCCGCACCGAGCCAUUGGCCCUGGCCUUCCUUCUGGAGUCCCAAGACUGCGAAAUCGAGGACUACGACGGCCAACUCGUGGCACAGGCAUCUGAGCUCGAUGGUCAUUACAUCCAGCGAGCCUGUAGUGCCUACGCCAAAUGGAUUCGCAACGAAGAUGGCGUUGACGAAGCCCUGGAGGACGCCCUGGAGGCCCUGUCGAGAAACAGCAAGUCGAUUCUCGCCAACCACCUGCUCAGCUAUAUCUACCUCGAGCGCGGCGAGUUUCUUUCGAGUGCCGACACGGUCAUGAAGACUCGCAGCCUCGUGGAGCUCCAGGAAGCCGUCCUAAGCACGGAGCUCUCCAAUGUCCGUCUCUCGCUGGAUCUGUGUGUAGCCAAAGCGUACCUGAACAUGGAUCUCAAGUAUCUGCCCAACGCACAAACGACAUAUGCUUCGGUCCUGGAGCGCCGACCCGACGACCACCGUGCCCUCGAGGGACUGGGCUUGGUGCUGAGCAAGCUGAAGAAAUGGGACGAAGCCAAGGCGUGCUUUGAAAGGGUCAUCGUUCUCAACCCGGAGAGCGACCUCGGCUAUGGAUCGAUCGGCUGGAUCUACUACCAGGCAGAAAAGUACCAGGAUGCUCUGGACUAUCUCAACAAAGCACUGCAGAUGAAUGAGGCUGCACUCUACCACUACCGCAUCGGACAGGUCUACUGGAAAAUGGCGGCCACCACUGAGAACACGGCCCAAGUCAAGGUGGCCUAUCAGCACUUGAUGACAGCCGCCAAGCUGGACCCCAACUUGAGCGCCGUCUUCACGUCCCUGGGCCAUUACUACAUGGAUGUCGAAGGCGACUCGGUUCGAGCCCAGAAGUGCUUCCUUCGAGCCAUCAACCUCGAUAUUUCAGAGGAAGAUGCGGCCUCGCGUCUGGUAGACAUUUACCUCCAAGCCAACUCCCUUGAGGAUGCCUUUGAUCUGUUGCAAGUCUGCACCAACGCCAACCCGCGGGCGCUCUGGGCCUGGAAGCGACUGGGCAUCUAUCAUUUGGUCGCCAAAUCCUUCCAGGAAGCCAUCUUUUGUUUUCAAGCCGCGCUGCGCAUCGACCCUCGCGACUUGCUCUGCUGGGAGUCCCUGGCCGAGGCCUACAGCGAGGAAGGCAAGUUUAUGGCAGCGCUAAAGGCCUUCAGCCGCACCCUGGAGCUCAACCCCGAGUCCGCUCUCAGCUACUAUCACAUCGGCAUCAUCAAGCAGAAGCUCAAGCUGUACCCCGAGGCUGUCGAGGCAUUCAAGCAGGCAAUCAGCUUGCUGGCCGGGCAUCACCAUGUUCCCAGCAUCAAAGGUGUCUGUGAGAGCCUCUUGUCGCAGGCCCGCGAGUACCACGCCACAGGUGCAUACGGCCGGGUCAUUGAUGCGCUGAACGAGGCCCUCAAGACAAUGACAGCGUGUGUGCAGCACCUUUCCGCCCAAGGCACCGGGUUUGCAUCCCUGUUCAGUCUUCUUGGAGAUAUCUGCCUUUCCUUUAGACACCUGUCACUCCCCGAAUACGUCGAUCGCAUCGAUCGCCAAGAGCUCGAGUCAUGCCUCGCCUAUCUCGCGGGCCAGAAGCCCGACGAGCGGCUUGGCCUUGUCCUGGAUCCUGGUCUGCACAUCACGACCGGCGAUGCCAUCGAGCAAGCCCUGCGUUGCGGCGAGCUCGCCUUCAAAUGUGCGACCGUGGCCUACUGCCAAAGCACCGUGGGCCAGGAUGCCGACAGGAACAAGAUCCUGUCAGGCUACUGGUACAGCAUCGGGCUUUCCUACUUUUACCGCCAGCAGCAAGAGCACAAGGCCGCAGCAAAAGCCACACUGCUCGAGGCGGCUGUCAAGUUCACCAAGGCCGCUCUAGCGCUUGACGACUCCAGCGACCUGUACUGGAACGCCCUGGGAACAUAUGUGAUGCAAAGCAAUCCGGCGCUUGCCCAGCACGCCUUUAUUAUGGCAGUUGAGCACAAUUCCAAGAAUGCAGCCUCCUGGUGCAAUUUGGGCUUGCUCUACCUCAUCCAUGGCGAUUAUACGCUAGCAUCGAGCUGUUUCUCGUCGGCGCAACUACAAGACCCGGACUGGCCUGUGAGCUGGUUUGGGCAAGCUUGUGUCGCCGAGAAGCUCGGCCAGACCAACGCGUACACUCUGCUUGAACAUGCCUAUGAUCUCGGUCAGGGAUCCGUCCCCGAAAUCAACUACCUGUUUGGCCUUCGCUUCUACAAGCGCGCGAUCGAGAACGGAGAGCGCAAUGUCGAUUUGUAUGCAUCGGCGGCGUUCUGCCUACUCAAGUUCACGGAGCGCAGUUCCUCCGAUCCGGUGGUGCUCAAUCUCUACGGACUGGUUCUGGAGCGACAGGGAAAGUACAUGGCUGCCCUGGAGGCCUUUGACACAGCACUGGAAGCCCUUGAGCACGCCAGCCAAAAGGACAAGACCCGACUGGCCAGCGUCACCGAAAACAAAGCCAGGGUUCUUUGUGCGCUGGGGCUCUUUGAAGAUUCGGUCGGCUGCUGGGAACUGUGCCUGCAGUACGGAGGCAGCGCGGACGGAUUUACUCAUGUGGGACAGGGUCUGGCGCUCUACUUUGCCAAGCGACUGCCUGAAAGUCUGAUGGCCUUUGAAAAGGCCGUGAAGGUUGCAGCGUCGCGCGAAACCGUACAAGGCUCUGGAUUGAUACGCAACGACAUUGCGUUGAUGCUAAGCCAGGUCCUGUAUGCACUGGGAAGCCCGCAGCACCUCCAGCUUGCCAAGGGCCAGCUCCUUGAAUGCGUGAAGCGCAACAAUCGAUCCCUCAAGGCCAUGCUGAGCCUCUGUGCGAUGGGCCUGGUCAAGGACGAUCUCGCACUGGCCAAGAGCGCCGCAGUGGAGAUUAUGAAGGUCCGGCCAGACGAAGCUGGCGCCGACGAUCAUGAUAUUGAAUGGGUUCUCAGCCGGAUGUUCCUGAUCCAGGGCAAUACCAAGGUCGCCAAGGGCUUCCUUGCCAAGGCAAUUCAUCGGUAUCCACACAGAGCCGAGAGAUGGGCCCGUUUGUGUGAACUUCAAUUCAGAUCCGAGCCCCUCCGUCCAGAAGUGUAUUUAAGCUUGGGACAGUCGGCCCUGAGUCUAGUCUGGACCAGCAGAGCCGAUAUCCAGUCCAGCACCGAACUGUCGUCUGACGUUCAUCUGACCCACGGACUGGGAUUGCUCGCAUCCGGAGCCAGCGUCUCUGCUCAGCGCAAAGCCAUCCAGAAGGCCAUCCACUGUCGACCGCACGAUUCCAAGUCGUGGCUCGCGCUGAGUCUGCACUUGCGCGCCGAGGCCAGCAUUGGCGCUGCGCUCGACGGGAACAUCAAACAAGGCAAAUCUGAGCCGACUGGCAAUAUUCAGCAAGCGUCGGACCGCUUCCAGCGACUGGCAUCCGUAGCGACGUUCACUCAAGCCUCGGCGCAGCGUGCGGCUCCACAGCACCCCGCCUCCAGCGCCAUCACCUAUUACUGGGCCAUGCUCAUCGAAGCCGACGCCCGUGUGCAGCAUAUGGCCCACAUCACAAGAAGAAUCAAUGUCGACACUUUGGCCAAGAGCAACAAGCUCGUUGAGACAGUGCUAUCCAAGGUUGGCGCAACUCCGCAGACGGCGUCUGCCAAGGCGAUUCUCGUGGAUGCCCUCCGUGUACAAGCUGACAUUCACAUCGCAAGCGGCAACAUCGGCAACGGACUGGCGUGCUUGAAGAAGGCCGUCUCGCUCGCUCCCAAAUGGACAGCCGGCUGGGUGGCACUGGGCAAGCACUAUGAAGCAGUGCAGAGGGUCGAGGCCGCCACAACGUGUUUCAAGCAAGCUCUGCAGACGGCAACAUCGGGUCCGUCAAAGAUUCCGAUCCUGCUGAGACUGGUGCGCUGUGCGCUACUUUCCGGAGCGCUGGACUUUGCCAAGGAUGCAGCCUCGGAUAUACUGAAGCAGGAUGCGUCCUGUGUCGCUGCCCGCAUGCUGCAGGGGCUCGUCUAUGCCAAAACGGGUGCCGUCGAUCAAGUAGCCAAGCUCGUCAAGGCCUUGAAUGGCAUCGUCGAAAAGACCGAGCUGGACGGUGGUUCUGUCGAUCCAUGGGUGUUCCUGACGUUGGCGCAGGUGGCCGAUGAACAGGGCGACCUCACAACUGUCGAGUCGAUGACGGAGCGAGCACGUAACGCGACGGAUCGCCAAUUGAAGGGCGUGUGAGCAGCGGGCAAUUGAGAGUAUGUCUGUGUGUGAAUGCGGGUCCUGGAGGGAUUGUCAUCAAUACAACACGGCGACACGGAGCGGGGCCGCAAGGGUCAUUGGUCAGAGAUGAGAUGGAGUGAUGGGAGUGAUGGCAGAAAUGCAAAGUGAUCGACGAUUCAGGAACGCACAGAGAUGCGAGGGGUGAUGCGGAAUCAAGACGUGCGGCAUUGGCGAUUGUGGACCGACAAUCGGCGGCCAGUGUUGCAGCAAUAAGAAUGAGCAAUGAGCAAUGAGAC